Molecule: messenger RNA, 1393 nt
Organism: Colletotrichum scovillei
Lineage: Eukaryota; Fungi; Ascomycota; Sordariomycetes; Glomerellales; Glomerellaceae
Product: ER lumen protein retaining receptor
Exons: 4
Coding region: 533-1177 (214 amino acids)
Biological process (GO): protein retention in ER lumen; endoplasmic reticulum to Golgi vesicle-mediated transport
Cellular component (GO): membrane; endoplasmic reticulum; cis-Golgi network
Molecular function (GO): ER lumen protein retrieval receptor activity
Source: RefSeq, a predicted model, not a curated record
CGCAAAGUGUCUUAUCUUCAUCGCGUGCCUUACCUAAGCCCUGCCGGAUAUGUCUCGUAUUAGGUAAGGCGGACACCAGCUCCCGUCGCCGCUGGCCAGUCACUGUAAGGUACGGUACGAAGCACUGCGUAAGGCACCUGAGUGUUUAGUUGUGUGGCUCGAGUGUUCGGUUCCAGCUUCCAAUGAGCUUGCAAUCGCGUUCGUGUCCUUUCGACCUCCUGGAAACCCAAAAAAGCUGCCAGCUGUGCUAAACGCAGCCUCGAAGCUCCCUCCCCAGCAACCCAAGAAUUCCAACGUCACGACGCCAAAACAUCGCGAACCCAAACAAAACGACACGUCACGACGACGCUUGACGACGACGACAACGAAACCACCGGCGUGCAAGGCGACCUGUACUUGCUUGAUUACAACCAUCCGAUAAGCCGUGCGCGCGCUGUCACUGGCAGCUCCAAGCUCUCCCCCGUGUUGAAGCUCCCUCCCGCCCCCAAUCGUCAAUCGCGAUCCAUCGCCUCGCCGCUAUCAAUCUGUCACGAUGCUCAAUCUCUUCCGCGUUGCCGGGGACUUGUCCCACCUUGCCAGUAUCGGCAUUCUCCUCCACAAGAUGGUGCAGCUGAACAGCUGUUCUGGUAUUUCGUUCAAGUCGCAAGCCCUUUACUUCCUGGUCUACAUCACCAGGUACCUUGACUUGUUUACGACCUCUAGUCUAUGGAACCUCGUUUUCAAAAUCCUCUUCAUCUCUUCCCAAGGGUACAUUGUUUACCUGAUGACGACCGCCUACAAGCCAACCAACGACCCCAACCAGGAUACCUUCCGCGUCCAGUACCUGCUCGGCGGAGCUGCCGCCCUGGCCAUCAUCUUCCCCUACUCGUACACCUUCUGGGAGAUCUCCUGGACCUUCUCUAUCUGGCUCGAGGCCGUUGCCAUCUUGCCUCAACUCUUCAUGCUUCAGCGCACCGGCGAGGCCGAGACCAUCACCACCCACUACCUCUUCGCCCUCGGUAUCUACCGUGCCCUGUAUAUCCCCAACUGGAUCUACCGUUACUUCACUGAGGUCAACCACAAGGUUGACUGGAUCGCCAUUACCGCCGGUAUUAUCCAGACCAUCCUUUACAGUGACUUCUUCUGGAUCUAUUACACCAAGGUGAUGAAGGGCAAGAAGUUCAAGCUGCCCGUUUAAAAUGGUACUCUCCCACCCACGAGGUUUCGCACAGCUUCCGACCUGGAAACAUCCGCCAGGUUGCGGGCGCCGCGGAAUACAGAGUCAUGGGUUGUAACAACAAAAGCUAUGAACAAGCGCUGGAGCCAAAUGGCGGGCCAUGACCUUGUUCUUAUUUUCGUCCAGUCUCUCAACAAGUAUUGGGAUUUUCUCAGGCACACAACGCAAAACCAGAAG